Messenger RNA from Cercocebus atys (sooty mangabey), 5576 nucleotides. RefSeq names its product formin homology 2 domain containing 3 (gene FHOD3). The transcript is spliced from 30 exons. Gene Ontology annotation, biological process: cortical actin cytoskeleton organization; cardiac myofibril assembly; actin filament network formation. Gene Ontology annotation, cellular component: cytoskeleton; cytoplasm. Gene Ontology annotation, molecular function: actin filament binding. The record is from RefSeq and is a predicted model, not a curated record. Lineage: Eukaryota; Metazoa; Chordata; Mammalia; Primates; Cercopithecidae. The coding region runs from base 135 to 5279 and encodes 1714 amino acids.
CGGGCGCGCCGGAGCCUGCGAGCCCGCGAGCCAGCGAGCGGCGGCUGCGGCCUCCCCUGCGCGCAGCUACCCGAGCGUCCCGGCCCGCGGCCCCGCUAACCCCGGGGCCCGCGUCCCCGCGGCAGGGAUGCAUCAUGGCCACGCUGGCUUGCCGGGUGCAGUUCUUGGACGACACGGACCCUUUCAACAGUACCAACUUCCCCGAGCCCAGCCGGCCGCCGCUGUUCACGUUCCGCGAGGACCUCGCGCUCGGCACCCAGCUGGCGGGGGUCCAUCGACUGCUGCGGGCGCCGCACAAGCUGGAUGACUGUACUCUGCAGCUGUCUCACAAUGGCGCCUACCUGGAUUUGGAGGCCACCCUGGCAGAGCAGCGGGAUGAGUUGGAAGGCUUCCAGGAUGACGCUGGGCGGGGCAAGAAGCACAGCAUCAUCCUAAGGACGCAGCUGUCCGUGAGGGUCCAUGCCUGCAUCGAAAAACUAUACAACUCCAGUGGACGAGAUUUGAGAAGGGCCCUUUUCUCCCUGAAGCAGAUAUUUCAGGAUGACAAGGAUUUGGUACAUGAAUUUGUAGUGGCUGAAGGUCUGACAUGUCUGAUCAAGGUGGGAGCUGAGGCUGAUCAGAACUAUCAGAACUACAUCUUAAGGGCUUUGGGCCAGAUUAUGUUGUAUGUGGAUGGAAUGAAUGGAGUAAUAAACCACAAUGAAACCAUUCAGUGGCUGUACACUCUCAUUGGGUCAAAGUUCCGCCUGGUGGUGAAGACAGCGCUGAAGCUGCUGCUCGUCUUUGUAGAGUACUCCGAGUCCAACGCGCCUCUCCUAAUUCAGGCUGUCACUGCUGUUGACACGAAAAGAGGGGUCAAACCUUGGUCAAAUAUCAUGGAAAUCCUGGAGGAAAAAGAUGGAGUUGAUACAGAGCUACUGGUUUAUGCAAUGACUUUGGUGAACAAGAAUGUCAGAUGGAAUCAUACAACGUUAUCAGGACUGCCAGACCAAGACACCUUCUACGAUGUCGUGGACUGCCUGGAGGAGCUGGGCAUCGCUGCUGUGUCCCAGAGGCACUUGAACAAGAAAGGGACUGACCUGGACUUAGUGGAGCAACUCAACAUUUAUGAGGUGGCGCUCAGGCACGAGGAUGGCGAUGAGACCGCGGAGCCACCCCCCAGUGGGUGCCGGGACCGGAGGAGGGCCAGCGUGUGUUCCAGUGGCGGGGGCGAGCACCGGGGCCUGGACCGCAGAAGGAGCCGCAGGCACUCAGUGCAGAGCAUCAAGAGCACCCUGUCGGCCCCCACCAGUCCCUGCUCCCAGUCAGCUCCCAGCUUCAAGCCCAGCCAAGUGCGAGAUCUGCGUGAAAAGGAGGAGGAGGAGGAAGAGGAGCAGCCAAUCACGGAGCCCAAUUCUGAAGAAGAGAGAGAGGAUGAUGCUUCCUGUCAGGGCAAGGACAGCAAGGACAGCCCUGCCUCGGGGCAGAGCCCCACUGGAAAGGAUGCUGCUCCCAAGAGCUCUGCCCUCCCUGCUGUCUCGAAUGCCAGCUUGCAGGGAAAGCAGCUUCUGGCUGGCACGGCAGGUGGGACCACCCGGCGCAGUGGGUCCUCUGGGCCUGAGGCCAUCCCAUCUGCCCUCCUGUCACCCCCUGCCUCAGCUGCUCGGCCCUCCUCUGCCACACCCGGCUCCCUGAAGGUGUCACCGACCAUAGACAAGCUGCCCUACGUGCCCCACAGCCCUUUCCACCUCUUCUCCUAUGACUUUGAGGACUCCCCCCUGUCCACCAAGGAGAAGGAAGCAGAGUCCCAGAAGGAAAGCAGUUCCUCUGAUUCUGUCUCUUUGAGCGCAUAUUCUGCCUCUGAGCCUUACCACUUCCGAUCUUUCUCUUCUAAUAGAUACAGCAAUUUUGGCAACAACUCUCAUCACUCCUCAAGACCCUCAUCUGGAUCCAGUGUGCCCACCACCCCCACAUCAUCCGUCUCACCCCCACAGGAGGCCAGGUUGGAAAGGUCAUCACCGAGUGGUCUUCUCACAUCAUCCUUCAGGCAGCACCAAGAGUCACUGGCAGCAGAGAGAGAGAGGCGGCGGCAGGAGAGAGAAGAAAGGUUGCAGAGAAUAGAGCGAGAAGAAAGAAACAAAUUCAGCCGAGAUUAUUUAGACAAAAGAGAGGAGCAAAGGCAAGCAAGAGAAGAAAGAUACAAAUACUUGGAACAGUUGGCAGCUGAGGAACACGAGAAGGAGCUGAGAAGCCGGAGUGUGAGCCGGGGCAGAGCCGACCUCUCCUUGGACCUGACCUCGCCGGCAGCCCCAGCCUGCCCGGCUCCUCUGAGCCAUAGCCCCUCAUCUUUAGACUCUCAAGAGGCCCUCACAGUGUCUCCCUCCUCCCCAGGAACCCCUCACCAUCCCCAAGCAAGUGCCGGGGAUCCUGAGCCCGAAUCAGAGGCAGAACCGGAACCAGAGGCAGGGGCAGGGCAGGUUGCUGAUGAAGCUGACCAGGACAUAGCCUCUGCCCACGAGGGUGCAGAGACCGAAGUGGAGCGGGCACUAGAGCAAGAGCCGGAAGAAAGAGCCUCCCUCAGUGAAAAAGAGAGACAGAACGAGGGGGUGAACGAGAGGGACAACUGCUCUGCCUCCAGCGUCUCGUCCUCCAGCAGCACAUUGGAGAGGGAGGAGAAGGAGGACAAGCUCUCCGGGGACAGGACCACCGGUUUGUGGCCCGCAGGUGUCCAGGAUGCAAGUGUAAAUGGACAGUGUGGCGACAUCCUCACCAACAAACGGUUCAUGCUUGACAUGCUGUAUGCCCAUAACAGGAAGACUCCUGGUGAUGAGGAGAAGGGAGAUGGGGAGGCCGGGAGGACCCAGCAGGAGGCAGAGGCGGUAGCCAGCCUUGCUACCAGAAUAUCUACCCUGCAGGCCAACUCUCAGACCCAGGAUGAGAGCGUCAGGAGGGUGGACGUCGGCUGUUUGGACAAUCGGGGCAGUGUGAAAGCAUUUGCUGAGAAAUUCAACAGCGGGGACCUGGGGAGAGGUUCCGUCUCCCCUGAUGCUGAGCCCAAUGACAAGGUCCCAGAAACAGCGCUGGUGCAGCCAAAGACAGAGUCUGAUUACAUCUGGGACCAACUCAUGGCCAAUCCAAGAGAACUCAGAAUCCAAGACAUGGAUUUCACUGACCUGGGGGAGGAGGAUGACAUUGACGUCCUAGAUGUGGACCUAGGUCACAGGGAGGCCCCUGGGCCACCUCCCCCACCCCCACCCACCUUUCUGGGUUUGCCGCCCCCACCCCCACCACCCCUGUUGGACAGCAUCCCUCCCCCUCCUGUCCCCGGUAAUUUAUUGGCUCCUCCUCCUCCAGUGUUCAACGCUCCUCAGGGCUUAGGGUGGUCCCAGGUACCCAGGGGUCAGCCCACAUUCACUAAGAAAAAGAAAACCAUCCGUUUGUUCUGGAAUGAAGUUCGGCCUUUUGACUGGCCAUGUAAAAACAACCGACGCUGCAGAGAAUUCCUGUGGUCAAAACUGGAACCCAUUAAGGUGGACACUUCCAGACUGGAGCACCUGUUUGAGUCUAAAUCCAAGGAACUAUCUGUCUCAAAGAAAACUGCUGCAGAUGGAAAAAGGCAAGAGAUCAUUGUUCUGGAUUCCAAGAGGAGUAACGCCAUCAAUAUUGGUCUGACGGUGCUGCCCCCUCCAAGGACGAUUAAGAUCGCCAUUUUGAAUUUUGAUGAGUAUGCCUUAAACAAAGAAGGAAUCGAGAAAAUUCUAACGAUGAUUCCCACCGACGAGGAGAAGCAGAAAAUCCAGGAAGCUCAGCUGGCCAACCCUGAAAUCCCCUUGGGCAGUGCAGAGCAGUUCCUCCUCACCCUCUCCUCCAUCAGCGAGCUCUCUGCACGACUUCACCUCUGGGCAUUCAAAAUGGAUUACGAAACUACAGAAAAGGAAGUAGCAGAACCACUCCUGGACCUGAAGGAAGGAAUAGACCAGUUGGAGAACAAUAAAACCUUGGGCUUUAUCCUGUCUACUCUCUUAGCCAUUGGAAACUUUCUAAAUGGAACUAAUGCCAAAGCGUUUGAGUUAAGCUACCUCGAGAAGGUUCCAGAAGUCAAAGACACAGUGCACAAGCAGUCGCUUCUCCACCACGUGUGCACCAUGGUGGUGGAAAACUUCCCAGACAGCUCCGAUCUGUACUCGGAGAUCGGGGCCAUCACCAGGUCAGCCAAGGUUGACUUUGAUCAACUUCAGGAUAAUUUAUGUCAGAUGGAGAGAAGAUGCAAGGCUUCAUGGGAUCACCUCAAGGCAAUUGCAAAACAUGAAAUGAAACCGGUUUUAAAACAACGGAUGUCAGAGUUCCUGAAAGACUGUGCAGAGCGAAUUAUAAUUUUAAAGAUUGUCCAUAGAAGGAUAAUCAACAGAUUCCACUCCUUUUUACUCUUUAUGGGCCAUCCACCUUACGCAAUUCGGGAAGUGAACAUAAACAAAUUCUGCAGGAUCAUUAGUGAAUUUGCACUGGAGUAUCGCACAACCAGGGAAAGGGUUUUGCAGCAGAAACAGAAACGGGCCAACCACAGAGAGAGAAAUAAGACCAGAGGGAAGAUGAUCACUGAUACUGAUGACGAGGAGGAAGUUGAGUCCGGCAAGUUUUCCGGCAGUUCUCCGGCGCCCCCAAGCCAGCCGCAGGGUCUGAGCUACGCGGAGGAUGCGGCUGAGCACGAGAACAUGAAGGCUGUGCUGAAAACGUCGUCUCCCUCCGUGGAGGACGCCGCCCCCGCGCUGGGCGUCCGCACACGCAGCCGAGCAAGCCGAGGAUCCACUAGUUCCUGGACUAUGGGAACUGAUGACUCGCCCAAUGUCACAGACGAUGCAGCUGAUGAGAUCAUGGACCGCAUCGUCAAGUCGGCCACCCAAGUGCCCAGUCAGCGAGUGGUGCCGAGGGAGAGGAAACGAUCCCGGGCCAACCGGAAAUCUUGCUGCGGCCUGCGCCACCACUGCAGUGCGAAGAACCCUGAAGAGCGGCCUGACCCCGGAAGAAGCCAGAGCCCUGGGCUUGGUGGGCACCUCAGAGUUGCAGCUGUGACACUCAUGGGGUACUCCCAGGAGUGUGCUGAGCAGAAGGCAAGCUCUUGCUGGAUGAAACCUCUCCAGGUGGGGUUGGGGAGACUUGACAUUAACAUCCAACAGUUUGAAAAGGGAGAGCUCAAUUCCCAGUGUCACCCCAUGGCUUGUGUUGCCUGCUACGCAUUGACUUGGAUCUCCAGGAGUCCCCUGCACAUACCUUCUCCAUCGUGUCAGCUGUGUUUUUCUUGAUUCCAUGACACCCGGUUUUAUUAGUUCCAAAGUGUGACACCUUUUCUGGGCAAGGAACAGCCCCUUUAAGGAGCAAAUCACUUCUGUCACAGUUAUUACGAUAAUAUGAGGCAAUCUGAUUAGCUUCACAGACUGAGUCUCCACAACACCGAAAUAUCGAGAUGUAAACCCCAAACUUGUACACAAAAGAAAGCACAGAUUGUUUACCAGUUGUGGAUUUUAGAUGUACCAAAUGUUUAUACAAAUACAUAAAUGUACACCAUGUUUCAAAUACUAAAUAAAUAGAGUUUAAUGCCA